GUUCUACAGAAGCAACUACUCGCAUCAGUAUGGAAGCACCUAUAGAGAGUCAUCAGGAGACCAAAGAUAUGGUCCAAACCGAAUAUGUUGAAAACACACCAACAUAUGAACGCAAGACUAUGAGCGAAAGACUCCAAUCUCUAAAGCACUCUGUCACCACCAAGGAUGGUUGGCUAGGCGAUUAUGACUAUGGAUUUCUUUGCAUGCCCAGAAUCCCAUUUCUUACAAAAAGAACCAACACCCCUCCAUUUUUUGGCCUGAAUACAAAUCUCCCAAUCUUGUUGGCCAUCUUUUUGGGCUUCCAGCAUUGUCUUGCUAUGGUCAGCGGUGUUGUUACACCCUCCUUGAUUCUUAGUGGCCAAGGUACUGGUAACUUGAAUUUGCCUGAAGACUAUCAGCAGUACAUGAUCAGUUCUGCUUUGAUUGUCACUGCUAUUGGUUCAGCCAUUCAAAUCACUGCUUUUCGAUACCGAGGAUUCCAACUUGGUACUGGUUUACUGAGUGUUGUUGGAACUACUUUUACUAUUAUCCCUCUUGCCCAAUCUGUUUUCGCCAAUAUGUACAAAACCGGUUAUUGCCCUACCUCUACCGCUGCAGACGGAACAGUUACCAAUCUUGCUUGUCCAGCCGGCUAUGGCGCUCUAUUGGGUACCUCCAUGAUAUGUUCAUUGUUGCCAAUGGCUCUCUCGUUCUUGCCUCCCAAGACUUUGAAGAAGAUGUUCCCUCCUAUUGUCACUGGUACCACUGUCUUCCUCAUUGGUCUUUCUCUAGUCACUUCUGGCUUCCAGAGCUGGGGUGGUGGUGCUGGUCCUUGUGUUGCUCGUCCUGACAGUGGUUUCUUCAGCGUCUGCUCCGAACUUGGUGCCCCCAAUGCUGCUCCUUGGGGAGACCCGCGCUGGAUUGGUUUGGGAUUCUUGGUAUACGUUUCUAUUAUCCUCAUUGAAUAUUUCGGAUCUCCUUUCCUCAAGAACAUUCAAGUGGUUGUUGGUUUUGUCAUCGGUAUCAUUGUCGCCGCUGCCACUGGAUACAUUGACCACUCAAAGAUCGAUAGUGCACCUGUCAUUACUUUCCUUUGGGUCAAGACUUUCCCUAUUUCUGUUUAUGGCCCUGCCGUUAUUCCUAUGCUGAUUGUCUAUCUUGUAUCUGUUGUGGAAGCUGUUGGUGACAUUACCGCAUCCUGCGACGCAUCACGUGUCGCUGUUGAAGGACCUGAGUUUGAGAAGAGAAUCAAGGGCGGUAUCUUGGUCGAUGGCAUCAACUCUUUGAUCGCCGCCUGCGCCACCUCUACUCCUCUCGUCACUUUCGCUCAAAACAACGGUGUCAUUGCUCUCACAAGAUGUGCUAAUCGUGCUGCUGGAUAUUGGUGCUGUCUUUUCUUGUUCCUCAUGGGUAUCUUUGGAAAGUUCGCUGGUGUCUUCUUGGCUGUUCCAGAUGCUGUACUUGGUGGUAUGACCACUUUCCUUUUCAGCACUGUUGCCGUUGCUGGUAUUCGUAUUCUCAGCUACUUGAAGUGGACCCGUCGCGAGCGUUUCAUUGUGUCCGCUGCUAUGACCAUCGGCCUUGGCGUCAACCUGGUUCCUGAUUGGUUUAACUAUGUCUUGACUUACUCUGGAAGUAACCUUGCAUUGCGAGGUUUCUUGGAUUCCAUCCAAGUUAUUGUCAGGUAUGCAUAUAUUCUUGUCAUAAUGAUGUGAUAUAAUGCAGAUACUCGACAGCUAACAUUUUUGUGUAAUAGUACUGGAUUCUGCAUUGCUGCCAUCAUUGCUACUCUCUUGAACGCCACUCUUCCGCUUGAUAUUGAUGUUGAAGAAUUGGAGCAUCUCAACGCUGAACACAGCAGUGUAGAUGCCUCAUUGUAAAUUAUGCCCUCUUUUCUUGUACUCUUUUAAUUGUAUUUUUAAAAUGUAAUGAUAUCUGUCGCAUGUUCAAUAUCUUGACUGCGACCCCUCCUUUUUCGCUUACUAUUAGCCAUAAUUAAAAAAAGAUUUAUUUUUUCAAUUCUUAAA
Molecule: messenger RNA, 2006 nt
Organism: Umbelopsis ramanniana AG
Lineage: Eukaryota; Fungi; Mucoromycota; Umbelopsidomycetes; Umbelopsidales; Umbelopsidaceae
Exons: 3
Coding region: 30-1694 (554 amino acids)
Biological process (GO): xanthine transport; transmembrane transport
Cellular component (GO): fungal-type vacuole; membrane
Molecular function (GO): xanthine transmembrane transporter activity
Source: RefSeq, a predicted model, not a curated record